AGCAAAGCAACGCGAGCGAGCGAGCGAACGAGCCCAGCCAAGGCUUGGGCUGGAGUACUGUGAGCGCCCAGCGCAGCACGGACGCGGGGCAGGCUGCGCCCGAGUGGUUUCCCCUCCUCUCCCUCCCACUGACGGCGGGGACGGAGAGCAGGGACAUGCAGGCGGAAUCGGGGAUCGUGCCGGACUUCGAGGUCGGUGAAGAGUUUCACGAGGAGCCCAAGACCUACUAUGAGCUGAAAAGCCAGCCCCUGAAAAACAGCAGUUCCGAGCACCCUGGAGCUUCCAAGCCUCCGCUAAGCUCCUCUAGUAUGACAUCACGGAUUUUGCUACGCCAGCAGCUCAUGCGUGAGCAGAUGCAGGAGCAGGAGCGGCGAGAGCAGCAACAGAAACAGCAGGCUGCUCAGUUCAUGCAGCAAAGAGUGGCAGUGAGUCAGACACCAGCCAUCAACGUCAGCCUCCCAGCUAGCCUCUCUCCUGCUACUCAAGUCCCAAUGGAAGUCCUUAAGGUGCAGACUCACCUGGAAAACCCAACCAAGUACCACAUUCAACAAGCUCAGCGGCAGCAGGUCAAGCAGUACCUCUCCACGACAUUAGGAAGCAAGCACACCAACCAAGCACUCAGCUUACCAUGCCCGAACCAGACAGGUGAUCAUGUUAUGCCGCCUGGCACUGGAAGCAGCGCACCCAACAGCCCGAUGGCCAUGCUCACACUCAACUCCAAUUGCGAAAAAGAGGGCUUUUAUAAAUUUGAAGAGCAAAGCAACAGGGCAGAGAGUGAAUGCCAGACCCUAAAUACCCAUUCCCGAGCAUCAUGCAUGCAGAUGGAUGAUGUAAUUGAUGACAUCAUCAGUCUGGAAUCAAGUUAUAAUGAAGAGAUCUUUGGUUUAAUGGAUCCUGCCCUGCAAAUGGCAAAUACGUUACCUGUCUCUGGCAAUCUUGUGGAACUCUAUGGCAACCAAAGCCUGCCUCCCCCAGGACUCAACAUCAGCAAUUCAUGCCCUGCUAACCUUCCUAAUAUAAAAAGGGAACUCACAGCAUGUGUAUUUCCCACAGAGUCAGAGGCAAGAGCUUUGGCCAAAGAAAGACAAAAGAAAGACAAUCACAAUUUAAUUGAACGAAGAAGACGAUUCAAUAUUAACGAUCGCAUAAAAGAACUUGGCACUUUGAUACCCAAGUCAAAUGAUCCGGACAUGCGUUGGAACAAGGGAACUAUUUUAAAGGCAUCUGUGGACUAUAUCCGCAAGUUGCAAAGAGAACAGCAACGCACAAAAGAAUUGGAGAAUAGACAAAAGAAACUGGAACAUGCCAACCGGCACCUUUUGCUCAGAAUACAGGAACUUGAGAUGCAAGCUCGAGCACAUGGACUUUCCAUUGUCCCAUCAACUGGCCUUUGUUCACCAGAGAUGGUAAACCGGCUUAUCAAGCAAGAGCCCAUCCUUGACAACUGCAGCCAAGAGCUCUUGCAGCAUCACCCAGACCUCUCUUGCACGACCACUCUUGACCUUACAGAUGGCACCAUCACGUUCAAUGACAGCCUGGCUAAUGUAACUGAUUCAGCCACUGGCACUUACACCGUCCCCACCAAAAUGGGAUCCAAACUGGAAGACAUCUUGAUGGACGAUACUCUCUCUCCUGGCGGAGUUACUGACCCAGUCCUUUCAUCAGUGUCUCCUGGGGCUUCCAAAACAAGUAGCCGAAGGAGCAGUGUGAGCAUGGAGGAUACUGACCAUGUUUGUUAGUGGAUAUACUUAGGCUUUUCACGAACUUCUUCAUUUCUUUCAUUGAGAUUAAGUAAUUUGCUCUCUUUUUUUCUUAAUAACUAUCUUUUAAUAUAAAUCUUUAGAUAGCCCAGUGUAUGUGACUUUUUUUAAAUGUUUGAAGAGACUUGUAUAUUCUGUUUUAAAAAUUACUGAUGCUUCCAAAGUAUUGUACUGCAUCUGUGAACCAGAUUCAACUGGAACUCCACAUGAGUUCAUGUCUACUUGAAAGCAAUAGAGAUCUACCGAUCCACAGAGUCCAUGAUCUACUAAAGGUGAUGCUUCAGUAUAACUGUAAUGAAACCCAUUGACUUGGACAUGAAAUGUAGAAGAAUGUAAAAAAACCAAAAACAAAUUAGCUUUGUAAACUAUAUUUGUCUUGAUUUAAUAGUGCCUCCUUUUAAAGAUACUUUUACCUGUUCUCUCACUAAUCUUUCUCACAGCAUUAGGUAUAACAGAUAUGUAAUCUGGCCACCUGUACAGCAACUAACUCAUGGCAAUCUUGAUUACAGUACAAGCUAGAAAUGAAGGAUGGAAGGACGCAUGGAGAUUCAAUGGCAUUUAAAUUGGUAUUAUUAGUAUUCAUUAUUGUUUUUGCUCUCUAGUGAGUGGACAUCCUUCUAAAUCAUAGCUAACUUUAUUUUUAAAUAGGAAUCACUUUUAAUCAUGGUGGUGAAUCUACAUUGGUAUUUUAAUAAUGCAAGCUUGUGAAUAUUUCAAGCUUUUAACAAAAACUUAGCAUUUUCCUUCAGUUGGGCAGAACCAAUUGGAAUCUUCUUUUUUUUAAAAAAAUGCAUUGUACAGGUACAUGAUUUGCAUGACUUUUUCAUUUAUUUUUCAUGGAGACUACUUUUUUUUAAUUUGUAAGAAGAUGCCUCUAGUUAUUGUGACUUUUUUGACAUUUUAAACCUCACAGAAGGUUUUAUUUUGCAUUCUUUGUACUCACGUCACAGCAAGCUUUUGUGCAGGUCCUGUCUUUUCCAAGAGUGGUUUGUGACUAGUUUGUAUAUUACAGUCUCACUUGGAAGGAAUGUUUUGACACAGACAGAUCUUUAAAUUGUAGUACAGAUUUAGCCUAGUUAACAAAAUGAAACUAUAUAAAACUAAACGGAAAAACUCUGAAUUUAACGUAUUUAUUUUUAGUGAUACAUGACAAAUAGUAAUAUGCUUGAAAACAUGGUUGCUAUAUCCUUUUGUGUGCUGUUACAUUUUUCAGCAACAAGGUUGAAAGAAAAUUGAGUGUAUCUGCGGGUAACUGUUACUUGAUCCCAGCGUCAUGCUGAACAUGUUCAACAAUGUUGUCAGAAAAACAUGCUCUGUGCAUUAUCUACUCCAGCCUAGUCCUAUGCAAUAACAGUAGUGACACUUGUAUUCUUCUUGUUGUUAUUAUCAUGCCUAAAUAUUUUCUACAGUGGUCGUGCAGCAAGUGAUCGGCUUCCACUACGGCAACCGCCCAGUUCAUCAGCAGAUGGCAGGGAAGCAUAUCUCAUUCGGAAUGAAGUGCCUUAAAUUUAGCCGUAGUCUUUGUGAGCUAGCACUGACUGAAGUGUCAUGCAAGAGAAGAGGGGGCGGGGGCGUUGCUGGGUGUGGCUGACGCGGGGAGCACCGCGCUCGUGUCCCGGAGCAAGGGCUUCCGGUCCUCCACCCCAGUCCUGUGCUAAUUCCAGAAACACUCCUUGAAGUCUUCGACUCCUUGUCUGUGCCAGCUUUGCUUGUGUGCUCAGGAAACCGGCCUUGGAGCUGCAGAUAGGUGUUUGGAAUGCUAGUGUGGACUGGUGAUCAGGAAGUGUUACAGAAGAGAACUCUUAGAAGCAAAGAGCUGCAGAGUUUCAUUUCCUGGAAACAUCCUUGCAACUGUUAAAGGCUUACCUGUGCUCCUUUCUACCCAAAUUUGUGCCACUAACUGUGGGAGUCAGGCUUGCACCUGAUCUCAUUUUUUGCAACUCUCUCUGAGAAAAUGGACAGAGGAAGAGAAAUAAGCAGAGGUGAAAACCACAGAAUAUCUCUCAACUUCACAAUCGCUUAAACAAUAGUGAUUUAAAAAUGUUUUCUCAAUUAGUUGUUACUGAGCUCAGAUAAACACCAUGGAUGACAGUCACUAUUGUAGAAAUAGAAAUCUGAAGGGUGUUCUUGCUUCAGUUUCUGGUUGGCAAUAGCUUCACAUCAAGUUGAGAGGAUCACAGAUUUUCAGCCUCAUCUGGAAAGAGAGUUGGGCCCGUAUUUGGCACCAUGUGGCAAAUUCAGUAGCCAGUGGGUAGUCUUUUGUUGCCCGAUAUUAUCUGCAGGAAAAUGUAAUUAGAACUUUACUGUCAAAGGGAUGCUUGAUUUGUUAUUUAUUCUUUAGUAUGGAAGUAUAUGACUUUUUUGGUGUGGAGAUAUUGUACGAAACCUAGCCCAGCUGGCCAGAGACUUCUUCAGUAAAGUUUUGGUCCAUAUCAAUACAAGUAGCCUGUAUUUUGAGUUUCAGAAAAUGAUUAACACUGACUCCCACCUACCUGGGCCCAUGCCCCAUUAAAAUUAAUGAGGCUUACUUUUGAGUAGACAUGAAUCGGAUUGCACUGUAAAAAGAUGAAUUUGGGUCAGCACAACACACCUUUGUGUGUUGGAGGAUUUAUUAAAAAAAAAUCUUUCAGUGCAAACAGUUCAAUUAUGCAUAUUAAGCAAAGCUACAUAUUUGCUUGUUUUGCACAAUCUGUCUUAUUUCUUUUAGUCAUUAGGGCAUGGUGACCCUUAUGUAACAACACUGAAGCAGUAUCCCACUACUUCUACGCUCAAAACACUGGAAAUUUUUCUAGCUCUACUCUGUGGCUUCUAAGAUGUAUCAGAGAUUGUACAUACUUUUAAGACUGUAUUUGCAUAUGAAGGGCUAGAAACUUGUUUUAAAUCAAAGCAAAAGAAACAAAUCCUACAAUUUAAGGAUGCUGUGUUACACCCUUGAUCCCCAAAUCAGCAAUUGCAAAAUUGUAGCAAAUAUGCAGCCUUGAGCCUAAAACAAAUGUGAAGCAAAUUGUGCUGGAUUCGUUAAGAAGAGCUCGUUACCAGGGUUCUGUUCAGCAGUGUUUUGCCUCAAGAAAGAAAGGCCAGCUUGACACCCCAGUCACAGUAAAAUUGUUGGCUACCCUGUAAGCAUGUUCUACCAUGGCACAUUUGGUAAUCUGAUCCACCAAGUUUCAAUUUUUCUUGGAUGAGACUGGUGUUACCAGAGUAUCUCAACACACCAGGCCACUAUUGAUUUUCCACUCGACUUUUCUCUAGCCAAUUCUGUUUUGGAUUCCUCAUACCAGAGCAUCUGUGUUUUUGUUUUUGUUUAUGUCAGGAUUUUCAUAUCCUCCCUGCAGAAUUCUUGCAAAUCAAAGGAUAAUUGGCAUCAAUUUUUCUAAACUGAAUUUUAUGCUUUCAGAUGGACUUACUUAUUUUAUUUAGAACCAAGGACCAGAAAACUAAUACGCCUUAAGCGUAAUAUAUUUAAAACAGUGAUUACAUGAGUCCAGAUGCCAACUUAAAGUAAAAUCAUAAGACUGCUGCCCAGGUACAUGGAGUACCAAUCAAUGUUCUCUUUUGCCAAAACCAUGCAAAAUACAUUAGUGCCAUAAACAUCUUCUUUUAGAUAAAUAUAUAAAGCAAUAUUAACUCUGAUGCCUAUAAAGCCUUUAGGAAGCAUAUAAGAAAAAUAAGCAAAGCACAAAAUAAUGCACUUACCAUAUUUUUGGACAUAAAAUGCACUGGUGAAAAAUGGAAAAUGAUGGUAUAAAAGGCCUCUGUAUCUUGAAAAGUGACAUGAAUUACUGCCUCUCGUUCUGAAUGCUUUAGUACCAUGCUGUUAUUGAUCUUUUCACCUGCUGUUGGCCACAGCAAUAAGUUGUUUAUGGUCCAUCGCACUGUAAAUUAUGGAUCAACAUUAAUGUAAGCCAAUUAAAUAAUUUGAACUGUUCCUAACAGAUGGAUUAAAGUGUUUGGUUUUUCA
Varanus komodoensis (Komodo dragon) is the source of this 5721-nucleotide messenger RNA. RefSeq names its product melanocyte inducing transcription factor (gene MITF). Gene Ontology annotation, cellular component: nucleus. The transcript has 10 exons. The record is from RefSeq and is a predicted model, not a curated record. Gene Ontology annotation, molecular function: RNA polymerase II cis-regulatory region sequence-specific DNA binding; protein dimerization activity; DNA-binding transcription factor activity, RNA polymerase II-specific. Bases 156 to 1739 code for a protein of 527 amino acids. Gene Ontology annotation, biological process: melanocyte differentiation; regulation of transcription by RNA polymerase II. Lineage: Eukaryota; Metazoa; Chordata; Lepidosauria; Squamata; Varanidae.